Messenger RNA from Guillardia theta CCMP2712, 939 nucleotides. RefSeq lists its product as hypothetical. The transcript is spliced from 3 exons. The coding region runs from base 1 to 939 and encodes 312 amino acids. Lineage: Eukaryota; Cryptophyceae; Pyrenomonadales; Geminigeraceae. The record is from RefSeq and is a predicted model, not a curated record.
AUGUCAAACAACGAAACAAGCUCGGUGAAUGGGAGGGCUGAUGUGUCCGAGCUGCAAGUGCACAGCCCGAGAUCGAAGUUGGAGGUUGGAAGCGAAGUUGUUGGACUUACCCCAACAAAGCCAGAAGGGAGGAGGAGGAGAGGAGGGAGAACCCCCAAGGCAGCGACAAACGAGCACCCUUUCCAGUUCUCGACGCCUGUGCACACGCAGGGGUUUGAUUCUCCUGCUCAUACGACAGUGGGCGAGCAGAAGAAUCGUUACUUUGAGGAAGAGCCAACUGAGAAUCCGACCAAGACGCCUUUCCCUUCUUCGGCAUUGAAGUAUGAGGAUAACCAGGGGAAAGAAACCGUUGCCCAUCCAGGUGACACGAAAAAAGCGGAGCCUCCAUCAUCCCCAUCCGGCCCUGCUGUCAAGGCACGCUAUCCCUCUGUUUGGAUCAAAGUGCUUCUCCUCACGUCAUUUGUUGUCAUGCUUUUAUUCUUUGUUGGCGGGAUUGUGGGCGGAUCGACGCACUCGAGUAACUCAGAGGCAAAUGCGACGUCAACGAAUCGUAUGUUCUCUUCAGGGCAAUCAAGCUCAGGAUACUUCAGUGCGGGCACGGUCAGUACAGGUGUUUUUACUUGCGGAUCUUCAGUUAGCUUUGGAAUCUUCUCCAUUGGUCUUGUGUCCACGGGAUUCGUCAGCUUUGGCUUCUUUUCCGCCGGUUUUAUCUCAUUUGGAGUCUUCUCGCUCGGCUUCAUAACGGCGGGGCAUAUUGUGCUUGGAUUGUGGGCGUGGGGAACAUACUCCUUCUACAGCAGGGGAGGUUACUCUUUCCGGGAUGUCCAGUCCAGGCAACGCACGCUGGAUCCGAUGGCAUCGAGUGAAAAGCAAGAUUUGUCUAAUUGCAACAUGCGCUCGACGGUGACAGAAUCAGAAUCCACUGUGGUGGAGCACUAA